Molecule: messenger RNA, 795 nt
Organism: Trichechus manatus latirostris (Florida manatee)
Lineage: Eukaryota; Metazoa; Chordata; Mammalia; Sirenia; Trichechidae
Product: arf-GAP with GTPase, ANK repeat and PH domain-containing protein 1
Exons: 8
Biological process (GO): activation of GTPase activity
Molecular function (GO): GTPase activator activity; GTPase activity; GTP binding
Source: RefSeq, a predicted model, not a curated record
AUGCCGCCCGUGGCCUUGCUGGCCCGCCGUGACCGCAGCUUGAGAAGCCACGGUUCUCUUGGCAGGUACAAAGCCACCAGCCAGCUGGAGUGCGAGCUCCAGCCGCUGGCCUCCGUUCCUCCCCCACUGGACCUGAGUAGCACGCAUCUGCUUGAAAAUGCCUUUGUGAACAGCCAGGAAUGGACGUUAAGCCGAUCUGUCCCAGAGCUCAAAGUGGGAAUUGUGGGUAAUUUGGCCAGUGGCAAGUCCGCCCUGGUACACAGGUACCUGACCGGCACGUAUGUCCAAGAGGAAUCUCCCGAAGGUGGAAGGUUCAAGAAGGAGAUUGUGGUUGAUGGACAGAGCUAUCUGCUACUGAUUAGAGAUGAAGGGGGCCCCCCAGAGGCACAGUUUGCCAUGUGGGUGGAUGCGGUUAUAUUUGUCUUCAGCUUGGAGGAUGAAAUAAGUUUCCAGACUGUUUACCACUACUACAGUCGGAUGGCCAACUACCGGAACACGAGUGAGGUUCCUCUGGUCCUAGUGGGAACCCAGGACGCGAUAAGCUCCAUGAACCCGCGGGUCAUCGACGACACCAGGGCGCGGAAACUCUCCAAUGAUCUGAAGAGGUGCACCUACUACGAGACGUGUGCCACGUACGGGCUGAACGUGGAGAGGGUCUUCCAGGACGUUGCCCAGAAGAUUGUCACCACAAGAAAGAAGCAGCAGCUCUCCAUCGGACCCUGCAAAUCCCUACCCAACUCUCCCAGCCACUCCUCCGUCUGCUCUGCCCAGAUGUCUGCCGUGCACAUCAGCCAG